Messenger RNA from Sinocyclocheilus grahami, 7068 nucleotides. Its product is annotated as otogelin-like protein. The transcript is spliced from 50 exons. Gene Ontology annotation, molecular function: alpha-L-arabinofuranosidase activity. Lineage: Eukaryota; Metazoa; Chordata; Actinopteri; Cypriniformes; Cyprinidae. Bases 1 to 7068 code for a protein of 2355 amino acids. The record is from RefSeq and is a predicted model, not a curated record. Gene Ontology annotation, biological process: L-arabinose metabolic process. Gene Ontology annotation, cellular component: extracellular matrix.
AUGGGUAAAGUAGAUGAUGAGUUACCUGUUACCUGCGCGCAGGUGCGCUCCGUCCUCCUGAUGCUGCAGGAGCACGCAGAAUAUUGUGGGUGUCUUAAUGGUGGCUGGUGCCAGGAGGAAGGACGCUGUGAUUGUGCUCAGUUCCAGGGUCUCGGGGAUCGCUGUCAAAUCAUUCCCAACCAUGGUCAGGACAGGGAUGGGAUUUGCCGUUCAUGGGGUCAGCAUCAUUUUGAGACCUUUGAUGGAAUGUAUUACUACUUCCCUGGAACCUGUUCGUUUAUCCUGGCCAAAGACUGCCAUUCCACAGAGCCCCAGUAUACAGUGUGGGUUCAUAACAGUCGUUCAUGUAGAGCUUCAGUGUAUUCAUGUCCACGUGGUCUGAGUCUGUUCUUCCCAAAUGAAGAGGAAAUCUAUAUUAGUGGUUAUCAGGUGCUAAAGGGAGGACACAGACUGAGUCUGCCACAGACAGUGCGUAAUGUUUUCAUUGAGCGCUUGGCUGACUAUAUCCUGGUGAAGAGCACGUUUGGCUUCUCUCUGGCGUGGGACGGAAGCUCUGGAGUCUACCUCAAAAUGACCGAAGCACACAAAGGAAGGCCUUGUGGUCUGUGUGGAAACUAUAAUGAUGACGGAUCGGAUGAUCUCAGCAGCAGCCGCGGUACAGUCUCUGAAGACAUUGCUGAAUUUGGGAACAGCUGGACAGUAGAUUUGCCCCAAGAGAGACCCUGUCCUGAGGUUGAUCAUGAUUUCCCUGGACCUUGCUCAUCUGAGUCAGAUAUGGAUGAUGCCAUCAGCAAAUUCAGGACAAUUAUAUCAAAGCUGAGCAGAGUUGGAUACUCAGUCAAUCCCACUGUUGUCUAUUUAGAGAUGAAUUGUAUAGUCUCUGAAGACAUUGCUGAAUUUGGGAACAGCUGGGCAGUAGAUUUGCCCCAAGAGAGACCCUGUCCUGAGGUUGAUCAUGAUUUCCCUGGACCUUGCUCAUCUGAGUCAGAUAUGGAUGAUGCCAUUGAGAAGUGCAGCGCAUUGCUUUUCUUUCCUUUCAUCUCCUGCCAUGAGAACAUUGACCCAAAUCCAUUUGUUGCCAGCUGUGUUUCGGACAUGUGUGUGUCAGAUGAUGAGGAGACAUUUUGUCGGACUCUUGUUGAGUACACCAGGGCCUGUUCUCAUGUGGGAUACCCCGUCAGAGAGUGGAGGGACAGUUUUCCUACAUGCGCGGACAGAUGUGAGGAUAGUUUUGUCCACAGAGACUGUAUCAGCUGCUGCCCACCUACAUGCAUGUUUGAGAAAGAGUGUUUGGGAACCAAUCUACACUGUCUGGAUGGAUGCUACUGCCCGGAUGGUUUGAUCUUACAGAAUGGCACCUGUAUAGCAGUGUCUCAGUGCCCCUGUGUGUACCAUGGUACACCAUAUCCUCUUGGUCAUGUAUUGGAGCAGGGCUGCACUGUCUGUGUCUGUAUGGGAGGAGUGUGGAACUGCACAGAGAAUAAUUGCACUGCGGAAUGCACAGUAAUGGGUGACGCACAUGUGACCACUUUUGAUGGGCGGAUCUUCAUGCACAUGGGCUCUUGCCAGUAUGUGCUAGUGAAGAGCCGCGGCAGCGCCAAGUUUACUGUGACACUACAGUACACAGCCUGUGGAGAGUCUCAGGAGCACUCUUGCAUCCACUCAGUGGCUCUGGUGGUGGAUGAAGAUGUCAGCAGGCAGGUCACUCUCACCAGAGAGGGGGAAGUUGUUAUUGGGGCCAGUAUGGCUGUCAAUUUGCCUUACUCAGAUGACAUGGUGAACAUUCGCCGGCUGACAUCUUUGUUUGUGGGUCUGCGGUCUGUCUUUGGCCUGAGGUUUCAGUAUGAUUGGCAGGGUGGACGAAUCUACCUUCAGCUAGACAGCACCUGGAUGGGCUCCACACUCGGCCUAUGUGGGACCCUCAACGGAAACCUACGGGAUGAUUUCCUUUCUCCUGCUGGAAUGAUUGAAGGAACCCCACAGCUGCACGUCAAUGCCUGGAAAGUGUCUUCAGCGUGCAUAAGCCCUGUUAACAUUCCUAUUAUCGACCCCUGUGAAAUGAACCAACAAAAUGUGUUUUAUGCUGCCCGGUGUGAUGUGCUUUUGGAGGAAGUGUUUGCGGCGUGCCAUGCAUAUGUUAGUCCCAGCAUGUACCACCAGCAGUGCCGCUACCAGGCCUGUCGAUGUGGCAGCACCUGCCUCUGCAUUGCUCUGUCCCACUACGCAUACAUCUGCAACAAGCAUAAUGUCACCGUCAACUUCAGAGCACACGUCUCUGAGUGUGGUAUGGUGUGUUUAGGAGGGAUGAUGUAUCACCCAUGCACAUCAUCAUGCGGGAAGACGUGUCAGUCAAUCAGCAGUGGUGAAGUGUGUGAUGGGGACUGUGCUGAAGGAUGCAGCUGCACCGAGGGAACAUUCUACGAUCACGCUCGCCAGCGCUGUGUGCUGCUACUUUCAUGUGAUGCUAAAAAGGUUUUUGUUUCAGUGUUUUAUGCUGCCCGGUGUGAUGUGCUUUUGGAGGAAGUGUUUGCGGCGUGCCAUGCAUAUGUUAGUCCCAGCAUGUACCACCAGCAGUGCCGCUACCAGGCCUGUCGAUGUGGCAGCACCUGCCUCUGCAUUGCUCUGUCCCACUACGCAUACAUCUGCAACAAGCAUAAUGUCACCGUCAACUUCAGAGCACACGUCUCUGAGUGCGGUAUGGUGUGUUUAGGAGGGAUGAUGUAUCACCCAUGCACAUCAUCAUGCGGGAAGACGUGUCAGUCAAUCAGCAGUGGUGAAGUGUGUGAUGGGGACUGUGCUGAAGGAUGCAGCUGCACCGAGGGAACAUUCUACGAUCACGCUCGCCAGCGCUGUGUGCUGCUCUCCCAGUGUCACUGUUAUUUCAUGGGUUCAGUCUUUCAGCCUGGUGAAGUGUCCUUCAGCUCAUCUGGACCAUGUCUCUGUAGAAAUGGUCGUAUGGAGUGUGUGCCUGAAGAGAAAGAGCCUGAGAGAGGAGAUUGUCCCAAUGGAAAAGUCUACUAUAGCUGCAGGGGUCAGAGUGGGCGUGGACCUUCAGGUGUGGGCGUGGCCUGUGAACUGACCUGUCGAAACCUGAUGCUGAACCUGACCUGCCCUCCCAUGACCCCAUGUGUACCAGGAUGUGGAUGUCCUGCUGGGCUAGUGGCUCAUAAUGGAGAAUGCUAUUACCCGGAGAACUGCCCUUGUGCAUGGCUCGGUCUAGAGUAUCUCCCUGGAGAGACAGUGGACACUCCAUGCUACCGCUGUGUGUGUCAUCGUGGGUUCUUUAACUGCACAUAUUUGCCAUGUCCAGCGGUGUGCACCAUUUACAGCGACCGACAUUACCACACAUUUGAUGGCCUGGAGUAUGAUUAUGUCAGCGACUGCCAGGUUUACCUGGUCAAGAGUGUUGGUGAGACUGAGGUGUCCAUCAUGGCUCAAAAUAAAGAUUGCUACGAAAGUGGCAUUGUCUGCAUGAAGUACCUGCUCAUCUAUGUUGGACUUACUAAAAUCUACUUCAGUGACAACUCUGGUAAACCUAGCUCUUCUACUGUUGUGGGAAGAGGAUAUGAGUUUCAGUUAUGGGGUGCGGGAUACUACACUGUGGUCCACUUUCCUGCUCAAGAUCUGACCAUUUUAUGGGACCGCAAGACCACUGUCCAUAUUCGUGCUGGACCCCAGUGGAAGGGUCAGAUGAGUGGUUUGUGUGGAAACUUUGACAUGGUAACAGUUAAUGACAUGACCACGGCUGGACAUAUGGAGGUCAGUAACGCACAGGCCUUUGGAGACAGCUGGGCUGUUGGACAGUGUGAGAGCGACUUUGUAGUUCACAGACCGUGUGAAGGAGAUCUCAGUCGGCAGCCGUAUGCUAAGCGGGAGUGUGGCCUUCUCUACAGUGACGUAUUUGCUCCAUGCCACAAUGUGGUGGAUGUGACCUGGUUUUAUAAGAACUGUCUGACGGACACCUGCAACUGCAACCGUGGGGGUGACUGUGAAUGUCUGUGCACCAGCAUUGCAGCAUAUGCACACAAAUGCUGUCAAAAUGGUGUCACAGUGAACUGGAGAUCCCCCACCGUGUGUCCAUAUGACUGUGAAUAUUACAACCAAGAGUUGGGAGAGGGUCCGUUCACUCUGUCCAGCGCAGAGCAGAAUGACUCUGCAUGUGUGUUUGGGGCAAAUGUGAGCAGUGGUGAAGUGUUUCCCCUCCUGAGGACCAAUGCUCAACCCAGCACCAUUUUCCACUUCAUGAUCACAACUGGACUAUAUAAGGACCGAGCUUCCAGACUUCCUGUUGCUUCACUGGAGUCUGCAGAGAGGCCCAACUACUUUCUGUGUGUUACUGGGAACCGUGGGUUGCGAUUGGAACACUGGCAGCCUGGGGAAGAGUUCAGACGGAAGGCGACCUUCAUCCACCACCAGGGUCUGUGGUUACCUGGGCGAUCUUCCUUUGAGUUGCACAGUCAGAAGGGUGUCUUCCUCACUCUUUCUCAUACACAUGCACGUGUUCAGAACUACGACCACUCAUACACCUUCAAAAUCAGCAGCAGUUUUAUCAUUGAGGAGAGCAGUUUUGUGAUCCCCUACCGCUUGAUGUGCGAGUGGAAGUAUCAUGCAUGUGCCAGCCCAUGUGUGAAAACAUGCAACGACCCCGAUGCCACACGCUGCCAGUUUUUACCUCCAGUUGAAGGUUGUUUUCCACGUUGUCCCAAGUCUAUGCUGUUGGACGAAGUGACCAGGCGGUGUGUUUACAAAGAAGACUGUGUGAUACUGUCUCCAACUCCGACUCCUUACAUGUUCGUGACCCGAUCAAACAGAACCACGGCGACUCCAGCCUCUGCUCCCACAACCACAACAGCUCCCUCCACCACAACGGCAACACCAAGCACCUCUCCGAGCACAACUGCCAGUACUACAAUCAUAACUACACCUUUGGAAACAGAUGAUUUAAUUGCCAGCCCAACUACACCCACAUUACCACCAACCACAGUCUCUUCAACUUUGGCUGCCACCACCUCCACUGAAACUCCCACAACUCCCUCUCCACCAACCACAGAACCCCCUCUAGUCAGCACUGCCCCACCCACCACCACAGCCACGCCCACUACAGAGCCCAUAACAACAGUUUUAACCACUUUAUUAUCUACCUCGACCACAGAGAUGCCAACCACACCCGAGGCCACCACCGAACCAGAGACAACGUCUCCAACAACCACCGUCCUGCCUGUUACAACCACCACUGUCAUUACAACCGAGACCACAACGUCAGAACCGACUUUAACAACCUUCACCACUGAGACAAGAUCUGUCUCCACAACAACCGAGGAGCUCUCAACUACCACAGCAGCCGUACCAACAACCUCUGAGAUAUUGCCUUCACCCUCCCCUUCACCGGAGACAACAGGAAUAACAACAGUGCUUCCUCCGUUCCUUCUACCCACAGGGCCUUGCACGCCUCCUUAUUCAUUACGUGUGGAUGAGUGCAGUGAGUACAUCUGCUUUAAUGGACAGCUGAUGCUGCAUAAUUCCUCUCAGCACUGCAGAUACAACAUCAGCCAGCCACAGUGCAACCUGCUGGGCACACCGAUCCAGACCAACACAGACCCCUGCUGCCCACUGUGGCAGUGCCCAUGUCGCUGCUCUAUAAUCUCUGACCUGCGUGUGAUCACGUUUGAUGGGAAUAAUGUGGCUCUGUAUGAUAUUGGUUCUUAUAUUCUGGUCCACCUGCCCAGAGAGAAAAUAGUCGGUCACAUUGAGAAAUGUCCAACCAGUGAGAGUGUGAACUACAUCAGAAGACCUACUCCCUCUGGUGGAACCUCUGGUCUGUGUUUUAAGAAGCUGAACAUUACAACUCAAUCGUAUAGAAUUAUGGUCAACCGCUUGGACCGGAAGGUUUCGGUGAAUCAGAUUACGGCACGGCUUCCUCUUACAAGGCAGAACCUCCAUAUUGAUGACACCGGGACCAUGUACAUCAUUAAUACACCUGGUGGAAUCAAUAUAAAGUGGUACCACAGCACUGGCAUCAUGGUCCUACAGUACACGGCUCCUGAUAACACCUCCACUAGGGGGCUCUGUGGAUGUUGUGAUGGUAAUCCAGCGGAUGACCUGCGGCUGCCCAAUGGUACAGUGGUCCGGGAUAUUGAGGACAUCCCAGUAUUUCUGCACGGAUGGAUGGUGGAUACGUCAGAGGAUACAGAUUACUUCCGCAGAGUGGGAGACAACUGCACCACCGGCAACUGCUCCAAAUGUUUCACCAUGCUCAACCAGAGACCUUUCUCUAAAUGUCACCACAAGGUUUCUCCAGAACACUUCUGUGAUAAGAUAUGGGCUGGUGACCUACAUUAUAAAGAGCAUGAGUGUGACUUCCUGGCUGCUUAUGUGGCCAUUUGUUACACGCAUCAGAUCUGUUUCAGCUGGAGGAAAAGCAACUUCUGCCCACUCAAAUGUCCUCCUGGUAAAGAAUAUAAACCCUGUGUGAAUACAUGUAAGACUCGGACUUGUCAAAACCGAGAUUACUAUGAGGAAAGCAUCUGUUCUUCUAUCAGAGAGGAGUGCGUUUGUAAAAGCGGUACCAUCCUGCACCGAGCAGACUCUGCCUUCUGUGUCACCGAGGACCAGUGCGUGUGUACGGGUAACGAUGGUGCUCCACGCGCCCCGGGUGAGGUGUGGAACGGCUCUCUGCGUGGCUGCUGUCUGUUCAAGUGUCUGGAGAAUGGUAGUGUGGUUCCUGUAGAACCCGACUGCAGUUAUGAACCUGCUCCGCUGUGUGAGAGGGAGGGAGAGUAUGCAGUCGAUGUGCUGGAGGAAGGAGUCUGCUGUCCUAAGAAGAUCUGUGAAUGUAACCUCACCAUCUGUCAGAGUGAAGUGCCCAGCUGUGAGAAUGGAGACAAGCUGGUGAUUGGUUACAGCACUCUGUCCUGCUGUCCUGAAUACAGAUGUGAAUGUGAUCUGCUGGCAUGUCAGAGUGUUCCUGCCCCUAUCUGCAGAGAAGAUCAAUUCCUGGUGGAGGUCAGAGGGGCACAAGCUUGCUGCUACAGCUACAUGUGUGCAUCAGGUUUAUGUCCCAUCAUCUGA